AUGGCAAUACCAUCCGCGCAGCUGCCCAAAUUACCAACCUGGGAGCCCUCCUUGCCUCCUUUUGUUACCCAACAUCAUGUUGAGUUUGAUUGGCCAAUAGAAGGACUUCUUGUUCCAAACAGUCCUCCCAUGAAGAAACCGAUGUGUAAGACACCAGAACAAUGUGUCCCUGUGAAGCUCCGAGUUUUGCCAAAUGGAGAAAAGGAUAAAAACAGAUCCCUUACUGUAAUUAGUCCGGACAUCUCACCUGGUCGGAAAAUGCAGUGCACUGAAAUUUUAAAUUUACCUUCUGCAGCUCGGAGAUUGUUCAAUGAAAAGGGGAAGGAAAUCUUUGCCCUAAAAGACCUGCAAAGAGAUGAAUUGGUUUAUGUUUCAUGUGGAGAACAUUGGAUCAAUCCUGACCUGUCCAUUGCUCAGCAAAAGAAGCAAAUCUUCCUCAGGAACCUAGCAUCAGACAUUUCCAAAAUUCAAACGUUCUGCAGCACACAUAAGACAGAGGAGGCUCUUGUUUUAGAAGUCCAAAGUGACAUUGUGUCUGGAGGCAAGCUUGCUGUGAAUAAACCUAUAGCAAGUUUUGGAGAAGAGAAGCAAGUUAAAGAACCAGAGGAAAAGCAAAUGCCAAAAGAUGCUUCCAGUGAAAUUCUAGAUUCACAUGCAAGAGCCCAUCUCCGCAUGAAGGCUUGUCACAAACUUCUCAGGUAUGCCUGGCAGGAAACUUUGCAUGACUUUGACAAGGAUGACAGUCUUCCAAAUAAAAUGGAAGAAGAGCUCUUUGAAAAUGGGGAACCACAGAAGAAAUACAGCUGUUCGCCAAAGCAUAGUAAAUUGCAGAAGCUUUGCCAUCAGCAAUUUGAAUACAGAGAUGGACAAAUUAUAAGCCAUGCUGCUCCUCAGCUGGUCUUGGGGGUACAAGGUCCCCACCUCUGUUCAGGCACGGAAGUGCUUCUGCUGGAGAAGAAAUCUGAUGGUAAUCAUCAACGCUGGAUACACAAGGAAGACAGCAGGACCUUUCACCUGGCGAGUAACCCAGACUUUGUACUGGCCGUGUCUAUGACCAAGGCUAGAAAUGAAGUCCGUGGCUAUCCAGUUAUUGUUCAGAAAUAUAAGCCAUACAACAAUGGAACUGCCAAUCAAAAGUGGCGUUACAUAGAAAAUAUGAAAGCAUUUAUGGCUUUUUAUAGCACUUCCCUGGAUAAGGAAAUCACAUCAGCAAAUUAUGCUGGUGGAUACUAUUAUCUCUCACCUGGUGGAAAAAGAAAAAUGAUGCUGUGCUUGGCUUGUGGACAAUCCAUGAGAGCAGAGAAGGGACUGAAACAGUUGCUUCCAGGGGUUCCAUUCCUCUGUGCUUCUGGCUCCAAGACCCAGAAGCCCUUCUCACGAGGGCCUUUCAAGAUCAUCAGUGUGGCCGAGGCUGAUUUAUCGUCUUAUGAGGCUGAAAAAACUCUAAGUUAUUACAAAGAACGCCUACUGUCUUUACGGAUCAAGACCUGUACACAAGCUGCACCUCACAGUGGUAUGGUAACUACACACCAGAAGGCAGUGAAAAUAAUUGCAUACAGAAAUGGGGAUGGAUAUCAUAAUGGGAAGUUAAUUGUGGCCAGAACAUUCCCCAUGCUUCUUACAGAAUGCACAAAACAACUUGGGCUUGCCAGAGCAGCCUCCAAAUUAUAUACCAAAGAUGGAACCACAAUCCUUACCUUGCGUGAUUUGGUUUUAUGGGCUGUAGAUGAAUCCUUUAUCCAGAACGACUCUGCAAAACAAAAGAAAGAUGCAACUUCUGCUGGAACAGAAGAGAUAACUACUAAAAAAAACCUGAGAAUGAAAGUGAAAAACAAAUUAGUUCCAAAGUCUGGGACAUCUGAUAGUUUGGAUGGCAUAGAAAACUCUUUACUCACCCCCAUCCUCAGAAAACCUACUGCUGUAUGGGUAUCUUGUGGUGAACCAUUUCUAUCUCCAAAUGCUUUGCAGAAAGCAGAAAAAUUAGAGAAACAGAACUGGCUAAAAAAGGACAAAAUUUUGGCUGAUCUAGAUACCAUGAAACACAAAAUGAGACAGUUAAAAGGGCGGCGAGUAGCAGCAUGUCAGCCAGCCACCAUGGUUGCCACCAAAAGCCCUGUGCAGCCGGUGGUGGUUGAGGGAGGCUGGACUGAGCAGACUCAAGAGGAAAUUAAACUCAUGGAACUUAUAAGACAUACAGAGGCACACCUUUCUGAAGUUCAAGAACUGCAAUCCAAAAGAAAUUCUCCAGUUGCAACUAAACAUAUAGCAGUCCAGCAGAGCAGCCUGUAUAAGCAACCCAAUACAAAACGGGUAUGGAUUUACCUAAAUGGAGGCAAACCUGAAGAUGGCACUUAUGCCUGGGGCAAAACUAUUUCAGAGCUGCUGGAUGACUGCUCCUCUCGGCUCAAAAUGGCCCACCCAGCCAGAACACUGUACACGACAGAUGGAAAGCUGAUUCAGUCAUGGGAUGACAUAGAGCGGGACAUGGUUAUAUGUGUGUCUACGGGACAUGGCUUUAUAACCACAAAAGAGUUAAAACAACUGAUGGAGGUCAGAGCAAAUUAUGCCAGAAUCCGAAGGCAGCAGGGUCCUCAAGCCACAGACAUUGUGGUGUCUCCAUCCGUGAAGCUGCUCUCUCUGGUACAUCUACACAACUAA
Molecule: messenger RNA, 2658 nt
Organism: Galeopterus variegatus (Sunda flying lemur)
Lineage: Eukaryota; Metazoa; Chordata; Mammalia; Dermoptera; Cynocephalidae
Gene: DCDC5
Product: doublecortin domain containing 5
Exons: 18
Coding region: 1-2658 (885 amino acids)
Biological process (GO): regulation of mitotic cytokinesis; intracellular signal transduction
Molecular function (GO): microtubule binding
Source: RefSeq, a predicted model, not a curated record